Lynx canadensis (Canada lynx) is the source of this 1489-nucleotide messenger RNA. It is a transcript of the gene CA11, whose product is annotated as carbonic anhydrase 11. NCBI's taxonomy places the organism in Eukaryota, Metazoa, Chordata, Mammalia, Carnivora, Felidae. The record is from RefSeq and is a predicted model, not a curated record. The transcript has 9 exons. The coding region runs from base 406 to 1392 and encodes 328 amino acids. Gene Ontology annotation, molecular function: carbonate dehydratase activity; zinc ion binding.
GAAGCAGGAUGGAGACAUGGGGUUAGGUGGCUGGGGGGAGGGGGGGGAGCUGGAAGAAGACAGAACGAAGAGGGGGGGUGUGGAUUAGAAACCAGGAGGUAACCCCGGGGAGAAGCAGGAGGCAGAGAGAGGAAUAGGAAGAUCAGGAGGUAGAGGGAGGCUGGAGGGUUGGGGAAAAGAGAGAGAAGGAGGAGAGGAAGGGAGAGCAGGGAGAGGAGGCGGGAGGGGAUUUGGGGAGUCUCGGUCCUCCCCACCACCGCCUCGGUGUUCAGGGAACCGGUCUCCCUGUGGGGAGGAGAGGCAGGCUGGCAGUCCUGGAGGGACUGGGUCCCACAAAGAGGGGCCAGAGGAGCUGAGAGAGGGGGCCGGGACAUUGGGAAGGGGUCGUUCAGAGGCCUCCCGGGGAUGGGGGUUGCAGCUCGACUGAGCGCCCCUCGAGCGCUGGUACUCUGGGCCGCACUGGGGGCAGCAGCUCACAUCGGACCUGCACCUGAUCCGGAAGACUGGUGGAGCUACAAGGAUAAUCUCCAGGGAAACUUCGUGCCAGGGCCUCCCUUCUGGGGCCUGGUGAAUGCCGCCUGGAGUCUGUGUGCUGUGGGGAAGCGGCAAAGCCCCGUGGACGUGGAGCUGAAGAGGGUCCUUUAUGACCCCUUUCUGCCCCCACUGAGACUCAGCACUGGGGGAGAGAAGCUCCGGGGAACCCUCUACAACACCGGCCGCCAUGUCUCCUUCCUGCCUGCACCCCGGCCCGUGGUCAACGUGUCUGGGGGGCCCCUCCUCUAUAGCCAUCGACUCAGUGAACUGCGAUUGCUGUUUGGAGCGCGCGAUGGAGCCGGCUCUGAACACCAGAUCAACCACCAGGGGUUCUCUGCGGAGGUGCAGCUCAUCCACUUCAACCAAGAACUCUAUGGGAACCUGAGCGCCGCCUCCCGGGGCCCCAAUGGCCUGGCCAUUCUCAGCCUCUUUGUCAAUGUGGCCGGCAGCUCAAACCCCUUCCUCAGCCGCCUCCUUAACCGUGACACCAUCACCCGCAUCUCCUACAAGAAUGAUGCCUACUUUCUUCAAGACCUGAGCCUGGAGCUCCUGUUCCCCGAAUCCUUUGGCUUCAUCACCUAUCAGGGCUCUCUCAGCACCCCGCCCUGCUCAGAGACUGUCACCUGGAUCCUCAUCGACCGGGCCCUCAAUAUUACCUCCCUCCAGAUGCACUCCCUGAGACUCCUGAGCCAGAAUCCUCCGUCCCAGAUCUUCCAGAGCCUCAGCGGUAACGGCCGGCCCCUGCAGCCCUUGGCCCACAGGGCCUUGAGGGGCAACAGGGACCCCCGGCACCCCGAGAGGCGCUGCCGAGGCCCCAACUACCGCCUGCAUGUGGAUGGUGCCCCCCAUGGUCGCUGAGACUCCCCAUCGAGGAUUGCGCCUGUCCUUUCCAAGUCUCCCCACUCGGGGAGGGGAGUCACCCCCAAAACAAAGCUAUUAAAGGGACAGAAUACUU